Messenger RNA from Gossypium raimondii (Peruvian cotton), 1981 nucleotides. RefSeq names its product serine/threonine-protein kinase BSK5. The transcript has 10 exons. The record is from RefSeq and is a predicted model, not a curated record. Gene Ontology annotation, molecular function: protein kinase activity; protein binding; ATP binding. Lineage: Eukaryota; Viridiplantae; Streptophyta; Magnoliopsida; Malvales; Malvaceae. The coding region runs from base 260 to 1723 and encodes 487 amino acids. Gene Ontology annotation, biological process: protein phosphorylation; brassinosteroid mediated signaling pathway.
AAAAUGUGAAAGCGAAGAAGAAACCUUGGAUCCAAAAAGUUAAAAGCUUUUUUUAAUUUCUUUUUUUAAAAAUUGUUUUCUCUUACUUUCUCGCUUCCCAAACACAACUAUUCCUCUCGCCUGUUUACUACUAGACUAGUAGUAGCAUUCUUCUACCUGUCCUUCACUCAAAUUCCGUCUCGCUCAAAGCAAAGAAAGGCGAAAAGAAGCAACUUUUUUUUUUUUUGAGAGUUAGGUUGAAAAUUUGAAGUUUAAGCCAAUGGGAGCUCGUUGCUCCAAACUUUCACUUUGCUGGUGGCCGUCAAAUCUCAAGUCAAACCUCAACGACUCCUCCGAUCUCGAGAAUGGGGAGGAAGCGUUACCUGGAUUCAGCGAGUACAGGUUGGACCAAUUAAGAGCUGCCACAGCAGGUUUCUCUACGGACAACAUUGUAUCGGAGCAUGGAGAAAAAGCUCCCAAUGUAGUUUACCGAGGGACCCUCGACGAGGAUCGCUUGAUUGCUGUUAAACGCUUCAACAGAUCGGCUUGGCCUGAUCCUCGACAGUUCCUCGAAGAAGCGAGAGCAGUUGGGCAGUUAAGAAGCGAUCGGUUGGCCAAUUUGAUUGGUUGUUGCUGUGAAGGAGAUGAGAGAUUGUUAGUAGCUGAGUUUAUGCCUAAUGAGACUCUCUCUAAGCAUCUUUUCCACUGGGAAAAUCAGCAUAUGAAAUGGCCGAUGAGGCUGAGAGUGGCACUAUAUCUAGCACAGGCACUUGAAUAUUGCAGUAAUAGAGGGAGAGCGUUAUACCAUGACCUUAAUGCUUAUAGAAUCUUGUUUGAUCAGGAUGGUAAUCCCAGACUCUCUAGCUUUGGCCUUAUGAAGAACAGCAGAGAUGGAAAAAGUUAUAGUACAAACUUGGCUUUCACCCCUCCAGAAUACCUAAGGACAGGAAGGGUUAUCCCGGAGAGUGUGGUUUACAGUUUUGGCACCCUUUUGCUUGAUCUUCUCAGUGGCAAGCAUAUACCACCAAGCCAUGCACUGGACCUAAUACGGGGAAAAAACUUUUUGAUGCUGAUGGACUCAUGCCUGGAGGGUCAAUUUUCAAAUGAUGAUGGAACUGAGUUAGUGCGGUUAGCUUCACGCUGUUUGCAGUAUGAACCUCGUGAGAGGCCAAAUGUGAAGUCUCUUGUAACUGCUCUUACCCCACUUCAGAAAGAAACUGAGGUACCAUCACAUGUUUUGAUGGGCAUUCCACAUGGAAUGGCAUCUUCAAAGCAAACAAUGGUACUAACACCUUUGGGAGAAGCCUGCUCAAGAAUGGAUCUUACUGCAAUACAUGAAAUAUUAGAGAAGAUUGGAUACAAAGAUGAUGAGGGGAUUGCAAAUGAGCUUUCUUUCCAAAUGUGGACAGAUCAAAUACAGGAGACUCUGAAUUCCAAAAAACGUGGAGAUACUGCUUUCCGAGCAAAAGAUUUUGGAACAGCCAUUGAAUGCUACACUCAUUUCAUUGAUGGGGGCACGAUGAUAUCACCAACCGUGUUUGCUAGACGCUGCUUAUGCUACUUGAUGAACAACAUGGCACAAGAAGCACUUGGAGAUGCUAUGCAAGCACAGGUAAUAUCUCCAGAGUGGCCGACAGCAUUUUAUCUCCAAGCUGCCGCCCUGUUUAGCCUUGGGAUGGACAACGAUGCACAGGAAACCCUGAAAGAUGGUACGAACUUGGAAGCCAAAAAACAUAGAAACUGAAAGCUCAUACCCUUUUUUUUUUUUUUUUGCCUUUUUAACUUCUAAAUAGCUCAUCUUGUAUCUUCCUGUCAUAUUUCCCCCCACCCCUUCGGUCUAUUGUUAAUGUGAUCUCAGCACCACAGUAAUUGUAACGUUCAUAGUCUGGUUUUGGUGUUUUGUUUUGUUGUCUUUUAUUUCACGCAUUCCCAACACUUUAUUUUAAGACGAUAACCACAAUGAAUGUUUCAUUUUCUCUUUUUGAGUUUGACUUCAAGGAAA